Molecule: messenger RNA, 933 nt
Organism: Suricata suricatta (meerkat)
Lineage: Eukaryota; Metazoa; Chordata; Mammalia; Carnivora; Herpestidae
Gene: STXBP6
Product: syntaxin binding protein 6
Exons: 6
Coding region: 80-712 (210 amino acids)
Biological process (GO): regulation of SNARE complex assembly; exocytosis; Golgi to plasma membrane transport
Cellular component (GO): plasma membrane; exocyst
Molecular function (GO): phosphatidylinositol-4,5-bisphosphate binding
Source: RefSeq, a predicted model, not a curated record
CGCGUGCCACUCACUGGCACUGCCCGGGCUCGAGCCCGGCUGCAAGAAAACUCCGUGUGCCCUCCUCGAUUGUUCCGCAAUGAGUGCCAAGUCUGCCAUCAGCAAGGAAAUUUUUGCACCUCUUGAUGAAAGGAUGCUGGGAGCUGUCCAAGUCAAGAGGAGGACAAAGAAAAAGAUUCCUUUCUUGGCAACUGGGGGUCAAGGCGAAUAUUUAACAUACAUCUGCCUGUCAGUGACAAACAAGAAACCCACGCAGGCGUCCAUCACGAAGGUCAAACAGUUUGAAGGCUCCACGUCGUUCGUGCGGAGGUCACAGUGGAUGCUUGAGCAGCUUCGCCAGGUUAAUGGCAUCGAUCCUAAUCGGGAUUCUGCAGAAUUUGAUCUGUUGUUCGAAAAUGCAUUUGACCAGUGGGUAGCCAGCACAGCUUCAGAAAAGUGCACCUUCUUCCAGAUCCUCCACCACACCUGCCAGAGGUACCUCACGGACAGGAAGCCGGAGUUUAUUAACUGCCAGUCCAAAAUCAUGGGAGGAAAUAGCAUCCUCCACUCGGCAGCCGAUAGUGUGACCAGCGCUGUACAAAAAGCGAGCCAGGCCUUGAACGAGCGCGGGGAGCGGUUAGGCCGAGCAGAGGAGAAGACAGAAGACAUGAAGAACAGCGCCCAGCAGUUUGCGGAAACUGCACACAAGCUCGCCAUGAAGCACAAAUGUUGAGAAGCUGCCUAUCUGGGUGAUGGCCCUCUGAAGAGAAAUGGAAGAGCUCAGCGGUUUUUACAAGAAUUCCGGACCUCUGCUUGCUUCUUUUUUUCGGUAUAUGGACACUUAGGUUUUUUUUGCUUUGCCUUUUCAGAUGUUAAUAUGAAAGAAAAGAUAUUGUGUUGACACAUUUCACUAAUGAUUGUGCUAAGAAAUGCUGCCAGCAGGCAUCAGCUUCA